UGCAGUUUACUAGAAAUUCUACUAAAGACAAAAUGUUCCCAUAUUCAUGGCUUUCAUCAACAAUAAAUUGGUCUCUUCUUCCGAUCCAUCUUCUCGGAAUUUUCUACGUUUUCGUCGCGUUCAACUUUCGCCCAUCACACAUUUCCGACAGAUCUUACCUCAAAGAAUGGUACUAUUACAAUUGUGUCUUCCAAUUGGGUCUCGGAAUACUUAUGAUACCUGAAAUAUUGACUAGUUCGCUUAGUGGUUGGCACUAUUCGGUGUGUCAUUCUGGAACACUUUACACAGGAUUCUUCUCCGGAAGUGUAGUAGCAAUCUGGACGUUCACAAAAGUCGUCGACCUCCUCGAAACGAUGCUUCUUCUUUACGAUGCUCGUCGUCCACUAACCAUUCACAUCAUUCAUCAUUUCUUAUCACUUUCGUUCGCCUUCACAUUUUAUUCUCAAAAUUUCGCACUUCAUCGAUGGAUUGUGUUCUUCAAUUUGACCGCCCACGUCUUUUUGUACGCUUAUCUGUCGGGAUUCAAAAUUUUGAAUCGAUGGACGCCGUGUUGGGUUGCCGUGUGCUCGUCGCAGAUGCUUCAGCUCAUUCUUCCGUUUAUUGCAACGUUUUCGGCGGCGGCGAAACUGGCACGUGGAACCCGGUGUGAUGCAAACGCGCUCGGUCUGCUAACACUGCAAAUUGGGCUCGGUGUCCUGAUCAUUCUAUUCGCCGAAUUCUAUUGGUCACGAGUUCAAGCGUUCCGUAAGAAGAAUAUGAAGAGUGGAGGAGGAGGUACCAGUAAUAGUGACAGUUCGGAGCAAGAAUCGGAGAAAGUUCUGAAGAAGCUGAAAGCCAGAAGACCGUCGGAUGAAACUGUCAUGUUUGAGAACGAUUUUCCUGAAUUGAGAUCUGUCAUUUUUUCGCCAUAAUAUCGAUUUUUGAUAGGGAAAUAAAUUAUUUUUGGGAAAAA
This is a messenger RNA of Caenorhabditis elegans, 952 nucleotides long. RefSeq names its product Elongation of very long chain fatty acids protein (gene elo-8). NCBI's taxonomy places the organism in Eukaryota, Metazoa, Nematoda, Chromadorea, Rhabditida, Rhabditidae. Gene Ontology annotation, molecular function: fatty acid elongase activity. Bases 33 to 911 code for a protein of 292 amino acids. Gene Ontology annotation, cellular component: membrane. The transcript has 5 exons. Gene Ontology annotation, biological process: lipid metabolic process; fatty acid biosynthetic process. The record is from RefSeq and is marked reviewed.